Molecule: messenger RNA, 1365 nt
Organism: Protopterus annectens (West African lungfish)
Lineage: Eukaryota; Metazoa; Chordata; Ceratodontiformes; Protopteridae
Exons: 2
Coding region: 340-999 (219 amino acids)
Source: RefSeq, a predicted model, not a curated record
AGUGCCAGGAGAACACGGACAUUUGUGGAAAUUAUUCUUUCUGUACCAACACAAUUGGAAGUUACAAAUGUAAUUGUCAAAAAGGAUUCAAGUCUAAGUCUGGGAAGGAGACAUUUGUGAAUGCAAGCUCUGAUGGUUGUAUUGACAGAGGGAUGUUAAAUCGACUGUGCAAGGCGAAGUAGAAGAUGUGAACCACUCAGCUCAUUGUAUCUCAUCCAGAGAAAAAGUUCCUGACAAGACUACUAUUGAUAUUGUGCUUCCAUCUGCUUCUUGUAAUACCUCAUCUGGAGGAGUGACCCCAGAUAAAGAGCCUAUUGUUUCAGAAGCUGUUCCUAAUGUAUGAAGGAAGAUGUAUGCAUCUGCUGCAUCCUUAACUUUGGCAGUUUUUCCGAGCCUUCCAGUUCCAUUGAAAGAGGAAAGAACUUUGAGAGCAGGCAGAUCCAUCAGUCAAGGAAGGAAAUGGUGCAAGAUGUCACAGAGCCAGGUACAACCACUUAUGGAUGUGUACACCUCAAAGAAUCAAAAGGGACAUUGAUCUACAACAUUUCUUCCCUUUCCCUGACUGAUGAACAAAUAAGCGUACUGAAUAUAGGUUUGUCUUACAUAUCCCUUAGUUGGGCUAAUGUCUAUGAUGUGAUUCUAGACCUAAAAUUGUUUGCUAGAAAUGUUAUGUUGUUGAGUACUAUAUUUUUGAAUAUGCAGCAUGAUAUGACCAUUAAAAAACCUAGUACAUUUGUUCACAAACUUCAUUUGCUAUUAGAAGUCUUUUGUAAUACUUGUGAAGUGGAUAUAGUUAAAACUUUAUCUACUCCAUAUACAGCUCAUUUCUAUAAUCUGACUAAAGCAGAGUAUGCAGCAUUAAGACAACUACAAGAUGAUAAAUCUAUUCAGAUACAUCCAGCAGAUAAAGGAGGAGCAAUGGUGGUUAUGGACACUGAUUUUUAUUUUAAUAAUAUGAUGAACUUGCUAUCAGAUGUAGACACAUACAUGCGUAUAUGAAAUGAGAAUAGAAAUUUUUAUUGAACGUAUUCCCUCUACACUAUAUGAUUUUGUAAUGAUGGUGCUGUUAAACUAUGAUCUAUAUAAGCAUUUUAGUUGAUAAUCCAGUUGUUCCAGCCUUUAUAUGGUCUCCUGAAAGUGCCCAAAGAUUGGUUAUGACCAUCCAUGAGACCUGUUGUUUCAGGCUAUAGGGUUUAACUGAGCCAAUCUCCAUAUAUGUGGACAAAAAAUGAGACUGGUGUUGAAUAGAGCACCAUCAGUUCUGAGAGACACCAAAGACUUUCUGAAUUCUCUUUCUGAAUAAAUUAUGAGCUCUUCAAGUGCCUCUGACUGUCUUUUAAUCACAGUGGAUGUGUGCUCUCUCUU